Molecule: messenger RNA, 7089 nt
Organism: Felis catus (domestic cat)
Lineage: Eukaryota; Metazoa; Chordata; Mammalia; Carnivora; Felidae
Gene: GPATCH8
Product: G-patch domain containing 8
Exons: 13
Coding region: 355-4719 (1454 amino acids)
Cellular component (GO): nucleus
Molecular function (GO): nucleic acid binding
Source: RefSeq, a predicted model, not a curated record
UGAGAGGAGCGAAGGCGGCAAAAUGGCGGACCGCUUCUCCCGCUUCAACGAGGACCGAGACUUUCAGGGUAAUCACUUUGAUCAGUAUGAAGAAGGACAUUUGGAAAUUGAACAAGCAUCACUUGACAAGCCUAUAGAAUCGCAGUUGGCCCAUAUUAGCUAAGCAGCCAUGAUCUGCCCAGUUUUUAAAGCCAGGAUAAUAUUGGACAUCGCUUACUCCAGAAACAUGGGUGGAAGCUGGGCCAGGGAUUGGGAAAAUCUCUUCAGGCAUUAUGAUCCUGGACUUGUUGUGGUGAUGGUAAACUUAGCAGUGGGAGAACAGAUCCCAUUCCGAUUGUCGUCAAAUAUGAUGUCAUGGGCAUGGGUCGCAUGGAAAUGGAGCUUGAUUAUGCUGAAGAUGCUACCGAACGGCGCCGUGUCCUAGAAGUAGAAAAAGAAGACACAGAAGAAUUGAGACAGAAGUAUAAGGAUUAUGUUGACAAAGAGAAGGCCAUUGCCAAAGCACUGGAAGACCUCAGAGCCAACUUUUACUGUGAACUCUGUGAUAAGCAAUAUCAGAAACAUCAGGAAUUUGACAACCACAUCAACUCCUAUGAUCAUGCACACAAGCAGGAAGGCACACAGGAUUAUUAUGAAUCUGAGAUAAUAGCUGAUGUAUUGAAAGCAAAUCCUUCUAAUUUGGGAGCCCAGAUCACAAGAAGAUUGAAAGAUCUCAAGCAGAGAGAGUUUGCUCGAAAUGUCUCUUCAAGAUCCCGCAAAGAUGAGAAGAAACAGGAAAAAGCCCUUCGGCGGCUCCAUGAAUUGGCUGAGCAAAGGAAACAAGCUGAAUGUGCACCUGGAAGCGGUCCCAUGUUCAGACCAACCACAGUGGCUGUAGAUGAAGAAGGUGGAGAUGAUGAUAAAGAUGAAUCAGCUACAAACAGUGGCACAAGUGCCACAGCCACUUGUGGCCUGGGAUCUGAAUUCUCCACAGAUAAAGGAGGCCCUUUCACUGCAAUACAAAGCACUAAUACCUCUGGACUGGCACAGGCUCCUGGGUUAGCCUCCCAAGGCAUCAGCUUUGGCAUUAAGAAUAAUCCAGGAACUCCACUGCAGAAAUUGGGAGUGUCAUUUUCCUUUGCCAAGAAGGCUCCUGUCAAACUCGAAUCAAUAGCGUCAGUGUUCAAGGACCACGCAGAGGAAGGACCCUCUGAAGAUGGAGCCAAAGCUGAUGAGAAAGGUUCUGACCAAGGAUUGCAGAAGAUGGGAGAAUCUGAUGGUAGCAGUAAUCUUGAUGGUAAAAAAGAGGAUGAAGACCCUCAGGAUGGAGGGUCCCUAGCCUCAACAUUAUCUAAGUUAAAAAGAAUGAAGCGAGAAGAAGGAGCUGGGGCUGCAGAGCCAGAGUAUUACCACUACAUUCCCCCAGCACACUGCAAAGUAAAACCAAAUUUCCCCUUCCUACUCUUUAUGAGAGCCAGUGAACAGAUGGAAGGUGAUAAUAGUAUGCACCCAAAGAAUGCCCUAGAGAGCAAAAAAAGCAGUUCUCCCAAGCCUAAAGGCUGUAUCAAGGUGAUAGCAAGCCAAGGAGCAGAAAAGACAGUUGAUGAAGUCUCUGAGCAACAGACAGAAACCAGUGCCGCAGAGGCCUCAGAGCCUGGAAGCAAAGCUGAGACAAAGAAGACCUCAGGAGGGGAUGUAAGUGAGCAGAGUUUAGAGAGUCCAUGUCAGAAGGCUUCAGAGAAUCAAAUAUGUGAGUCUAACCCCUCUAAAGAAACCUCUCAGAUCACCCCAGCAGGGAAAGAAAGCCAGGAGGGACCCAAACAUCCUACUGGUCCCUUCUUUCCAGUUUUGAGCAAAGAUGAAAGCACUGCCCUCCAGUGGCCAUCGGAACUCUUAAUUUUUACCAAGGCAGAACCCUCCAUUUCAUACAGUUGUAACCCUUUAUACUUUGACUUUAAACUUUCAAGGAACAAAGAUGCCAGAGCUAAAGGGACCGAAAAACCAAAGGACAUAGGAGGCUCCUCAAAGGACCAUCUCCAGGGCCUUGAUGCUGGUGAGCCAAAUAAAAGCAAAGAGGGUGGAGAGAAUGUAGAACAUUCCUCAGGAGGCAGAAUGGAUGUACCUGCUUCUGGGUCUGCCUGUAGCAGUCUGAACAAGCAAGAACCUGGAGGCAGCCAUGGGUCAGAGACAGAGGACACAGGGAGAAGCCUUCCUAGCAAGAAAGAACGAUCUGGGAAGUCCCACCGACACAAAAAGAAAAAGAAGCACAAAAAAUCCAGCAAACACAAACGGAAACAUAAGGCUGACCCAGAAGAGAAAAGCUCUAAGACAGAGUCUGGGGAGAAGUCUAAGAAGCGCAAGAAACGAAAACGAAAGAAGAACAAGUCAUCAGCCCCUGCGGAUUCUGAACGGGGACCCAAACCAGAACCCCCUGGGAGUGGUAGCCCUGCACCACCAAGACGACGGCGGCGAGCUCAAGAUGACUCCCAGCGGAGAUCCCUCCCAGCUGAAGAAGGGAGCAGUGGCAAGAAGGACGAAGGUGGAGGUGGUGGCAGCUCCCAGGAUCAUGGUGGGAAGAAACACAAAGGUGAGCCUCUAACUUCAUCCUGCCAGCGAAGAGCUGGCACCAAACGGAGCAGCCGGUCCAGCCAUCGAAGUCGACCCAGUAGUGGAGAUGAAGAUAGUGAUGAUGCUUCAUCACACCGGCUACACCAGAAGUCUCCGUCCCAGUACAGUGAGGAGGAGGAAGAGGAGGAAGACUCAGGCAGUGAGCAUUCCCGGAGCCGUUCCCGGUCGGGCCGGCGCCAUUCCUCACACCGUUCCUCCCGGCGUUCUUACUCAAGUAGCUCCGAUGCUUCUUCAGACCAGAGCUGCUACAGCAGACAGCGCAGUUACUCUGAUGACAGCUACAGUGACUAUAGUGACCGAUCUCGAAGGCACUCCAAGCGCUCCCAUGACUCUGACGACUCAGACUAUGCCAGCUCCAAACACCGGUCCAAACGGCACAAGUACUCCUCUUCUGAUGACGACUAUAGCCUCAGUUGCAGCCAGUCCCGAAGCCGGUCUCGGAGUCAUACCAGGGAGCGCUCAAGGUCCCGGGGCCGCAGCCGCAGCAGCAGCUGUAGUCGCAGCCGGAGCAAACGGAGAAGCCGCAGCACCACGGCCCACAGCUGGCAGCGGAGCCGAAGCUAUAGCCGUGACCGCAGCCGCAGCACCAGGAGCCCUUCCCAGCGAUCAGGUUCCAGGAAGGGAUCAUGGGGUCACGAAAGCCCUGAGGAGAGGCGUUCUGGUCGUCGAGACUUCAUCCGCUCUAAAAUCUACCGCUCCCAGUCUCCCCACUAUUUCCGAUCAGGCCGGGGAGAAGGUCCUGGGAAGAAAGAUGACAGCAGAGGAGAUGAUGGUAAAGGGACAGGCCCGCCCUCCCAGAACAGCAACGUUGGUGCCGGAAGGGGGUCAGAAGGUGACUGCAGCCCCGAAGACAAGAACUCCGUUACUGCCAAACUGCUCCUGGAGAAGAUUCAGUCAAGGAAAGUGGAGAAGAAACCCAGUGUGAGUGAGGAGGUGCUGGCCACCCCUGCUAAAGCUGGGCUCAAGCUCAAGGACCCACCGCAAGGUUAUUUUGGGCCCAAGCUCCCCCCAUCUCUUGGCAAUAAGCCUGUUCUUCCAUUGAUAGGGAAGCUCCCAGCUACCCGAAAGCCGAACAGCAAGAAAUGUGAAGAGUCUGGCUUAGAAAGGGGGGAAGAGCAAGAACAGUCAGAGACAGAAGAAGGGCCUCCAGGGAGUAGUGAUGCCCCAUUUGGACAUCAGUUCCCCUCAGAGGAAACAGCUGGCCCCUUAUCAGACCCACUCCCAGAAGAGCCAAAGUCUGAAGAAGUUACUGCUGAUCACCCUGUUGCUCCACUAGGCACCCCAGUGCACUCUGACUGCUAUCCUGGGGACCCCACCAUCUCCCAUAACUACCUCCCUGACCCCAGCGAUGGGGACACCCUAGAGUCCUUGGAUAGUGGCAGUCAGCCAGGCCCUGUGGAAUCCAGCUUGCUGCCUAUAGCGCCAGACCUUGAGCACUUCCCCAGUUAUGCACCUCCCAGUGGGGAUCCUAGUAUUGAGUCAGCUGAUGGGGCUGAGGAUGCUUCCCUGGCCCCCCUAGAGAGCCAGCCCAUCACCUUCACCCCUGAGGAGAUGGAGAAGUACAGCAAGCUCCAGCAGGCCGCACAACAGCACAUCCAGCAGCAGCUUCUAGCCAAGCAAGUAAAGGCCUUUCCAGCCUCGGCUGCCCUGGCCCCAGCCACUCCAGCCCUGCAGCCUAUCCACAUUCAGCAGCCAGCCACAGCCUCUGCCACCUCAAUCACAACUGUUCAGCAUGCCAUCCUGCAACAUCAUGCAGCAGCAGCUGCCGCCGCCAUCGGAAUUCACCCCCACCCUCAUCCCCAGCCACUCGCCCAAGUGCAUCAUAUUCCCCAGCCCCACCUGACCCCCAUUUCCUUGUCCCACCUCACUCACUCAAUCAUCCCUGGCCAUCCGGCCACCUUUCUCGCUAGCCAUCCCAUCCACAUCAUUCCCGCCUCAGCCAUUCAUCCUGGGCCCUUCACCUUCCAUCCUGUCCCACAUGCUGCCCUCUACCCUACCCUGCUUGCUCCGCGGCCUGCUGCAGCAGCUGCCACCGCCCUCCACCUUCACCCACUACUUCACCCCAUCUUCUCAGGUCAGGACCUGCAGCACCCGCCUAGCCAUGGCACAUGAGUUUUGGGGGAUGGGAGCCCAGGUAGGGCCAGGGAAGGUGACCCAUAUAUCUUCCCUCGGGGGUGUUGAGCCAUUAAUACCAGCAAGUAGAAGCUGGGAUGGGCAGUGUCUGACAGCCAAAGAAUCGAGUUUUGGCUUGCAGGGGUGGUUUUAGAUUUGAGGUUUGCUUUGGGUUUACUAUCAGGGAUUUUUUUUCCCUUCCCCCCUUUCUGUUUGUCCCUCCUUCUCCUGUGUUUCUAAGCUAGGGAAUACCAGUAAGUGCUACCCACCCCUCUGCGGCAACAUCUCCAAACUGUCAAGUUUGGAUAUUCCUCUCUUCCCUCUACUUUUUAUCCUCCACUCUUCCCUUCUGUAAAUUUUAAAACAUUUUUUCCUCUCUGGCCGGAGGUUUGUCUGUCUGGUCCUGCCCUCUCAGUGUCUUUGACCAUCCCUUGGUGACCUUAUGCUAUCCCGGGUGAGGUGGAAAGGGAGUCUGACCUGGAACCAGAUGCUACUCAGGCUGUUAUUCAAUCAGUCCACUUCCCACACAAACAGAAAGCCACGCAUUUGGCAGUGUUGUCCUCAUAUCCCUCAUCCCAGAAGAGGUAUCUGCAUAUCCCAGAAAAGAAGAUCCUAUCAUGAAUAGAAGCUAUGCGGAACAUAGAGUCGCCCGUGUGCUUCCCCAGAGAGGAGCUCAUGCGUCUGAAGGGUGUAUUUUCUUCUGUCAUGUUGAUGUUUCCUUCUUAAUUUAUAGGAUUUUUUUUAAUGUAAAAAAUUGCACUGAACUCUAUAAACGUAAAUGCUGCUUUUUGUAGCUCAUAUUAAAAAAAAAAAGGUUCCAUAUUUGUAGUAUACUGCAAUAAUAUUUUUUACAUCCAGCUCUUUAAGUGAUCCUUGUUCUGGUGGCUUUGUGUAAAUAUGUUUGCCCUAGUUGAACUAAGAAACUUUAAAGGUUAUAAAAUGAAAACAAAAAAUAAAGUAUCUGUUUUCUGCUAGAUGCAAAAAUGACUAAGCAUGUAUAUUUUAUCAAGCUCAUGUAUUUUUUGAAGUUAUGAACUAUAAAAAUGUUAAAACAAAAAAAGAACAAUUGUUUAACAUUUUUUGCUGGGACAGAACGUUUAGUUAAUUUGCAGUAAGUGGUGCCCCCAGCACUGGGAUUUGGUUGUUUUUUGUUUUUUGUUUUUUGUUUUUUGUUUUUUUUCAACUAAUGGGCAGCAGUCAGCUGGGGGUGUCAGAGGGGUCUUCAGUUAUGACAUCUCCCUCAUGUGCUUUGCAGUUUUAUACAGAGAAACAGGUGAGCCCACAGAGGAGGAGAGAGAAAUUUGAGAGCUUUGUUCUCUGGAAGCAGGGAGAUUUAGAGUGAUUGUCUGGGGGAUUUCCUGGGUUUUCUGGGGACCUUGUUCCGGGCAGUCCAUUUGCCUUCCUAGUACUUAGCCCCCCUCUGACAGUUUUUGUUGUUGUUUUUUGUUUUGUUUUGUUUUUAUAUGUGCCUUCUGGGUUGGCUAGAAACAGAAGUAGAAGUAGACUUGAGGAUGAUAAGAGUUGGGACAGUUUCUUCCCCUCUUGUUGGGAGGUGAGCAUAUUUAUAGAUACUGCAGAUUAUUUUGCUUCCUAGUUUCCAUGCCUUCUGCCCAGCUUAGUUUAAGCAGUGAAGAUUUUUUUUUUCCUUUUCUCCCAUGACACCUACCAGAGGAAGUACCACCUUCAUUCCUCUUCUUCCUCUUGCCUUUCACCAGGGCUCUCAGACCUAAUUCACGUACUGGCCCAAAGGUGUUUAUAUUGCAGGUCUCAUCUUUGGUGUAGUUAGCAGUUCUCUAUCUGGCAUUUCCCUACCCAUUCCUGUGGCUGGAAUUGGUUGGGUGGUUACCGGACAGGAGAAAUCAAACCCUACUCACUUGGGCCAAGGCUCUGGGUUCUGCCUUUCUUCUCAGAUUCCCAAAAGAAAAAGGUUUUGAGUUUAUGAGAAGCAAGUGCUGGGCAAACAAGGCUCCUGCCUGAGCCUCCUACCUGUUCAGUGCUCCUCCUCUGAUUCAGAAGCAUCACUUUGGAUAACUAGCACUGGAAAAAUGAAAUCAUCUGUUUGAAGUGAAGGGACUCAUUUUUCUUUGCUUUCAGCCCAUGUAAAUAUUUAAAUAAUACAGUAUUAACAUUUUUGUGCUGCUUCCCAUUAGCUUGUAGAUUGAGCCAUACUCUGGCUGCCUCUCUACCUUCCUGGGGGCAGUUUUCUUUAACUUUCAGAAUAGUGAUUUUAAAACUUAAAAAACAAAAUAACCUAUCCUUACUUACAAACAUUACAGAUUGUAUUUAACUUUAUCACAUAUGAUAGAGAUAUAUAUGCUGUAAAAUUAGGGAAAGGAACUUUCUAAUAAACCAAUGAUUUGUGGAAACUUA